UUAUCCAAACUUCUUUUCUUUUUCUUUUCUUUUUCUUCUUUCCCAUAUCUCUCUGAUUCUCUCUUCCAAAUUCUCAGUCUCAGAAUCGUUCAUUUCAUUCCCCCUUGUGUAUUUUUUUUUUACAAUUUUAUACCAACUUAUAAUCCCAUUUCUCUUCCAAAAACAACCCUACUUUUCCCUCUUUGUUUCUUCUGUCUUCUCCCAUUAUGAUUAUCUCUUUCCCUUAACGUCCCUUCUUUGCUUCCUUUUCUGCGCCAAUCCACCCAGGUGAAGCUUGGAAGAGUAUUUACUGUAUUAUUUUCUAAUAAUAGAAAAGAAAAUUGGCGAGUGAGUGAAGAUGUUCGAUCCAGAUAUGUUUGAUACUCACCAUCAUAUGCUCGAGGAGUUGGAAAAUAUGAGAGAUGAUGAAUUUGAGACCAAAUCAGGCGCAGAAAUCUUAGAAGCUGCUUGUGGAACUGACCAACAACGCUCAAAAAAGAAACGUUACAAUCGUCAUACACAACAUCAAAUCCAAGAAAUGGAGGCAUUUUUCAAGGAAUGUCCUCACCCUGAUGACAAGCAGAGAAUGGAGCUGAGCCGCGAGCUGGGGUUGGAGCCAUUGCAAGUGAAGUUUUGGUUUCAAAACAAACGCACCCAGAUGAAGGCUCAACAUGAGAGACAUGAAAACGCAAUUUUGAAGGCCGAAAACGAGAAGCUUCGUGCUGAGAAUAUUCGUUACAGAGAAGCAUUUGCGCAUUCAACUUGCCCUAACUGCGGUUCUUCCUCCACUGCACUCGGCGAAAUGUCCUUUGACGACCAACAUUUGCGCAUUGAAAAUUCCCGCUUGCGAGAUGAGAUCGAGCGAAUGAGUGGAUAUGGAUCGAAAUGCACAAAGCCGUACUAUCAACUGCCGACGAAUGCUUCGACGCGAUCCCUGGACUUGGGCAUCACAAAUUUCGGUCCACAGUCGUCGGGAUUCGUGGGGGAAAUGUACGGUGCAGCGGAUUUUUUCCGGUCGAUAUCGAGACCAUCAGAAGGGGAGAAGCCGGUGAUCGUGGAGCUGGCGGUUUCGGGGAUGGAGGAAUUGAGGAGAAUGGCUCAGGGCGGGGAGCCGUUGUGGGUUGCGGGUGAUGGGAAGUCGUCGAGCGAAGUGGUUCUUAACGAAGCGGAGUAUUUGAGCAGUUUCGGAGGUGGAAUUGGGGGAAAGCCCAUGGGCUUUAGAACUGAAGCUUCGAGAGUUUCGGCUAUUGUUUUCAUGAACCAUAUCAAGCUUGUCGAUACUUUUAUGGAUGCUACGCAAUGGUCCACGGUGUUUUGCGGCAUUGUUUCGAGAGCAUCCACUGUGGAAAUUCUUUCGCCUGGCCUACCUGGAAACUUCAACGGGGCCUUGCACGUGAUGAGCGCUGAAUUCCAAGUCCCAUCGCCGCUAGUUCCGACUCGUGAAAACUACUUCGUAAGAUACUGCAAACAACAAAGCGACGGGAUAUGGGCUGUUGCUGAUGUUUCUUUAGACACCUUGCGCCCUUCUCUCAUCCCUACCACCCGAAGAAAACCCUCUGGUUGCUUAAUUCAAGAAUUGCCCAACGGCUAUUCCAAGAUCACUUGGGUCGAACAUGUUGAAGUCGACGAAACUGGCAUCCCCACGAUGUACAGGCCUCUCGUUAAUUCCGGCCUCGCUUUCGGGGCUAAACGAUGGGUCGCUACCUUAGAUCGCCAAUCUGAGCGUUUCGCCACUUCAAUCGCCACCACCAUUCCCACCGGCGAUUUACGUGUGAUAUCGAGUAUUGAAGGCAGGAAGAGUAUGCUGAAGUUAGCGGAGAGAAUGGUGACCAGCUUCUGUGCCGGUGUUGGCGCGUCCAGUGUACACGCUUGGACGGCAUUACCUGCUGCCGCCGGCGAUGAGGUUCGUGUUGUGACGAGGAAAAGUACCGACGAACCAGGGCGACCACCCGGUGUUGUUCUGAGCGCUGCCACUUCUUUUUGGAUCCCGGUUUCACCUAAGGUUGUCUUUGAUUUCCUCCGGAAAGAGAAAUCUCGAAGCGAGUGGGAUAUUCUGUCGAAUGGGGGAUUGGUUCAGGAAAUGGCGCACAUAGCCAACGGCCGUCACUCCGGGAAUUGUGUCUCCUUGCUUCGUGUCAAUAGUGCGAAUUCGAGCCAGAGCAAUAUGCUGAUACUACAAGAAAGCUGCACCGACUCAACGGGAUCGUACGUUAUUUAUGCUCCGGUAGACACCGUUGCAAUGAACGUGGUGCUAAGCGGUUGCGAUCCAGAUUAUGUGGCACUUCUACCGUCGGGAUUCGCCAUACUUCCAGACGGACCCGGCGGAGGAUGCAACAACGGCGGCGAAAUUCUGGAGCUGGGAUCCGGUGGGUCGCUCAUCACAGUUGCAUUUCAAAUCCUGGUAGAUUCAGUUCCAACGGCUAGACUUUCAAUCGGAUCAGUGGCCACCGUCAACAGUCUGAUCAAAUGCACGGUGGAAAGGAUCAGAGCCGCCGUGAUGCGUGAAAACCCAUGAUUAAAAAACGCUCCCCCUUUUUCCAACUACGUAGCAGAGGAAGAGGAGAAGUCAAGAACGCACCUUGAAAUAUGGAAAAUGAGAGAAUCGAGGAGGUUCGGGCAUUGACUUUACUCAAACCUUCAACUAAAAUAAGAAAUUUUUCUUCAACUUAAGUUCGUUGUUCGUGGUUUCUUAGAUAUAGGAUUAAGAUUAAGGAGGUUUUUCUGUAAUUUUCUUUUGGUUUUCAUGGUUAAUACUGUUUUGAAAUUGUCAUUAGGUUGGUGAAUAAUAAUAUUAAGAGACACUGAUUGUAAACCUUUUAGUUUUGUUAACCAACACUCCUAUGUUAUUAUUACUAUUUAUAUGUCGGGUCAAGCUGAC
Molecule: messenger RNA, 2857 nt
Organism: Benincasa hispida (wax gourd)
Lineage: Eukaryota; Viridiplantae; Streptophyta; Magnoliopsida; Cucurbitales; Cucurbitaceae
Product: protodermal factor 2
Biological process (GO): regulation of DNA-templated transcription
Molecular function (GO): DNA-binding transcription factor activity, RNA polymerase II-specific; lipid binding; DNA binding
Source: RefSeq, a predicted model, not a curated record